Messenger RNA from Entelurus aequoreus (snake pipefish), 4206 nucleotides. RefSeq lists its product as uncharacterized. The transcript has 14 exons. Gene Ontology annotation, molecular function: guanyl-nucleotide exchange factor activity. NCBI's taxonomy places the organism in Eukaryota, Metazoa, Chordata, Actinopteri, Syngnathiformes, Syngnathidae. The record is from RefSeq and is a predicted model, not a curated record. The coding region runs from base 275 to 2230 and encodes 651 amino acids.
GCUGUCUCCGAGGAGCUGCAGCCCAGACACAAUUUGCAACACUCCAAGCAAGGUCCUAGUUUUUUGACUCGCAGAGAAAAUAAUAUAUGAAGAUUUUUGCCUUUUUUUUUAAGGUAUUUUGCUCCUUUCUGCUAAGUUUGAGGCUUAUAUGCGUGGGAAAGAUUUUGGCUGCAGCAGAAGCAGAAGCAGCAGGCUGACCUCCUGCAGGGUACGCAUUGCUCUUUGGCCGGCUGCUUACUUCCUUAGCAGAGGGGCUGCUGGCACCUGAGCAGGCAUGAAACCUGAAGAGGCGGAGCUUAUCACUGAAAUAUCCAAGCUCCAGGGUAUGGUCUCCGAGCUGAAGGCGGGCUUCACGGGGGCCCUCCUGGAGCUGGCCCAGAUCCAACACGGGGACUCGUCCCUGCGCGAGGAGCUGGAGGAGAACAAGCGGCGUUGUCAGAAGAAAGCUUUACGCUUGGAGUCUCUGGUGGAGUCGCUGCGGGUGUGUCCCUGUCUACGUUUGCCCAGCGGACCUACGGUAACCUCUGACCUGUUGUUGCUUUCGCCGCCCCGGCAGGAGGAGUUCGGCGUGAUGCGCGGCCAGGUGUUGCAGAUGUGCGGCGACAUACAGCGACCUCUGCAGGACGAAGAGAGCACUGCGGCCAAAGAAACCGAUCCGGCGGGGGCGUUCGGAGGGCGGAGCCAGCCUGAGGCGACCCCCGCAGAGGCGGCGUGGUCGUCGUUGGUGCCGUGCCGAGGCAAGGUCCUCCUGCACUGCUUCCUGCAAGGCCUCAAAGCUGGUCUCACUGAAGGAACAGACGCUCGACACCAGGUGGCGCUGCAGCUCCUCCACUCGGAGUGGGAGUACGUGUCCAUGUUGACCGCGCUGUACGACGAGUACAAGACGCCGCCGCCGACCAGCAGUUCACACGAGGCGUUUGCCACGUGUGUGGAGCGGCUGCUGCAGCGCCACCUGCUGUUCAGGAACACCCUGCAGGAGCGACUGUCAGCCGAGCACUGGAAGUCUCUGGUGGGCGACAUCCUGGUGCAGCUCGUCGGACAAAACGACACAACUUUCUCUGACAUGUACGUGGGCUACACGAGCACGCUGGCAUCCUUCCUGUCACUGGACUUCUGCACACUCAGUCCUCCUGACAAGCAGCAGGUGAGCCAGGUGGAAAAAGAGCAAAUCAAAGUGCUGUCGCUUCAUCUGGCGCCUGUAACCCGUGUCCACUGUUACCUGAGCCACAUCCAGAACUUGCUGCAGUGGACCAGUAAAGAGCAUCCUGACUGCAGCCUCCUGCUGGGCACUGAGCGCGCGCUGAGGGACGUCCUGUCUCGCUGUCACGCAGUCCUGGAGGAGGACGUGAAAUGGGACGACGAAGAGCAACAAAAAAGUUGCUGUGACGACACGGCUGGCGCGUCAUCUGCCAACACCCGCAGCAGCGCCCCCCAGAGGACAAAAGGAGAAACUGCAGCUCAGAGAGAGUCUUUGCUCCUCACCAACGGGUCCGGCGUGCGUCACUCUCUGCGUCUGGAGUGCUGGUCCUGCAGCCCCGUGAGGAGGAAGACCUGCUUGGAGCAUGUCCACCAUCCCGGACGCUCCCUCCUCCUCACUCCGGACACCCCAGGGUGGGGCGAGACCAGCGACUCGGGCCUGGGCACCUUCAGCCAGCACACCGGGAAAGAAGCGUCGGAGCUCGAGGCGCACCAGACCCCGGAGGACCCGGAGACGGAUGCGGACACCUCGGCCUUGGACGACUCCUCCGGGACGUCCUGCAGUCCCGACUGCACUCUGUGCAGGGAGGCGCUGGAGGACGAGGAGGACAGUCAGGUCCCGGUUCUGCUGAAGCCUCGGGAGCAUUCCGAGAGGAGCGUUUGUCUCAGGUGGCAGAUUCCCAGACUGACCCCUCACCCCCCGCUGAGGAAGUCCACCAGGGCAUGCACGGACAUGCCGAGCCCUUUGGCCUCCUGCGGCAAGAAGCUGGUCAGCGUCAGGAAGGGAUCUCCUCCGCUCCACGCUAACCGGGCCUUCAGGCCCAUCUGGGACGACCCGUCUAAGCAGGCCGACCCGACUCUGGAGAAGGACCGGAGGCAGGGCUUCGUUCCGGUCCGGACGUCCGCCAGGCAGAACUUUGUGGCCUUGAGGGACAACCUGAGACCAGGACAGCCCAGCUUCUCUUUGGCGCCCUCUAGUGGAGCUCUGUGGGAGGACAGCGAGGACAGCGAGGGACCCUGCAGCACCGUUUGAGGCGGGACUCCUCAAACGUCCACUGCAACACCUUCAUUAACUCGGAGUUACACAACAAAAGACACUUUUUGGAAUUAUCGUACUUCCUCAAAUAGUUGCCCACUAUGGCAUCUGUAAAGCUGACGUUAACAGUCAAUAGUUUAGUCUGGAUUAAUACAACAAUCCCGCUAAUAGUUGUCUCCACUCAAAUAGACACCAUGUUCCAAUGAAUCGCCAUAGUCAUUAACGCACGGCAUCUGUAAAGCUGACAUUGUCCAGAUUGAUACAAUUCCUCUGACAGCAGGCUCCACUGAAAUAAGACGCCGUACCCCAAGGAAUCGCAAUGAACAUUAACACACCGCUUCUGUAAAGCUAACAUUACCAGUCAAAGGUCGUCUGGUUUUGAGCAAAGGACUUAAAACAAGCAGAAUACAAAUAUUUCCUCUAAUAAUAGCCUCCAGUCAAAUAGACGCCAUACCCUAAGGAAUUGCAAUAUAGGUUAACACCAUGCAUCAGUAAAGAUGACAUUUAUCGUCAACUGUAGUCGAGAUUAAUAAACCAAUUCCUCUAAAAGCCGCCUCCAUUCAAAUAGACACCGAAUCAAAGAACCGCAAUAAACGUUAAAGCACGGCAUCUGACAUUAACAGAGGACUUAAAACAAGCAGAAUAAACGUAUAUUUUCUAUAAUAGUAGCCUCCCCUCAAAUAGAUGCCGUACCCAAAGGAAUGGCAAUAAAAGUUAACACACGGCUUCCGUAAAGCUGACAUUAACAGUUAAGUGUAGUUUGGCUUUGGGACAAGGACUUAAAACAAGCAGAAUUAAAAGUAUAUUUUCUAUAAUGGUAGCCUCCACUCAAAUAGAUGCCGUACCCAAAGGAAUAGCAAUAAAAUUUAAUAGACGGCUUCUGUAAAGCUGACAUUAACAGUUAAGUGUAGUCUGGCUCUGGGACGAGGACUUAAAACAAGCAGAAUAAAAGUAUAUUUUCUUUAAUGGUAGCCUCCACUCAAAUAGAUGCCGUACCGAAAGGAAUGGCAAUAAAAGUUAACACACGGCUUCUGUAAAGCUGACAUUAACAGUUAAGUGUAGUCUGGCUUUGGGACAAGGACUUAAAACAAGCAGAAUAAAAGUAUAUUUUCUAUAAUAGUAGCCUGCCCUCAAAUAGACGCCAUACCCAAAGGAAUGGCAAUAAAAGUUAACACUCGGCUUCUGUAAAGCUGACAUUAACAGUUAGGUGUAGUCUGGCUUUGGGACAAGGACUUAAAACAAGCAGAAUAAAAGUAUAUUUUCUAUAAUAGUAGCCUGCCCUCAAAUAGACGCCGUACCCAAAGGAAUGGCAAUAAAAGUUAACACUCGGCUUCUGUAAAGCUGACAUUAACAGUUAGGUGUAGUCUGGCUUUGGGACGAGGACUUAAAACAAGCAGAAUAAAAGUCUAUUUUCUAUAAUGGUAGCCUGCACUCAAAUAGAUGCCGUACCCAAAGGAAUGGCAAUAAAAGUUAACACACGGCUUCUGUAAAGCUGACAUUAACAGUUAAGUGUAGUCUGGCUUUGGGUGACGGACAUAAAACAAGUAGAAUAAAAUAAAAAUUAAAAUUCUAAAAGCAGCCUCUAUUCGAAGAGACGCCGCGCCCCAGUAAAUCGCCAUGGAUAUCAACGCAUGGCAUCUGAAAAGCUGACGUUUAAUUGGACCUCAAACCUCAUUAGGGAAGGACUCUGACAAAAAAAAAACAAUUGUAUUGCAUCCCUUUCAAUUGGAGCCUCUGCUCUAAUAAACGCCGCACUUCAACAAAUCACAAUCGCCUUUGCAUCUGAUGAAUUUCCAAGGCACUUGUGUUGAAAUAAGGAAAACUACUUAUGCAGUAGACAAAUUAUUCUAAAAUAUAUAAUACAUUGAUUUGUAUUGUAUUGUAACAGUUGUUUAUGGGGAGAAAUACAAAGAAAUACCAGUAAUACAAAGUGUAUUAUUAUUAUUAUUAUUAUAAAGACUUCCCCUACUAAA